Messenger RNA from Drosophila ananassae, 2010 nucleotides. RefSeq lists its product as uncharacterized. The record is from RefSeq and is a predicted model, not a curated record. Gene Ontology annotation, cellular component: nucleus. NCBI's taxonomy places the organism in Eukaryota, Metazoa, Arthropoda, Insecta, Diptera, Drosophilidae. Gene Ontology annotation, molecular function: catalytic activity. The transcript is spliced from 2 exons. Bases 1 to 2010 code for a protein of 669 amino acids. Gene Ontology annotation, biological process: chromatin remodeling.
AUGCGUUUGGGAUAUGUGGCCUCUAGUAUCAGGACCCUGCCAAUUCCUACAGUGGACUGCAUGGAUCGUGCUGCCUUGGGCUCCAAUAAGAGCUUAAAAGUUUUCUUCCAAAAUAUAUCUGGAAUGCGGACCAAAUCGCGCAUAGUGCUUUUGAAUUCUUCAGUCUGUGAUUUUGAUGUAAUCGUUCUCGUGGAAACAUGGCUCAAUAGCAACUUUAGUUCCUCCGAGUUCUUUGAACCCAACUUGUUUCAAGUAUUAAGAAAAGACCGUGAUUCAUCCAGCACCCAUUGUGAGCGAGGAGGUGGUGUGAUUAUCGCUAUCCGCCGAUCCAUGUUGGCCACAGUGGUUAGCCUUAAGGUUGGCGACCCUAUACUGGACCAGCUAGUCGUCUCAAUCCAGGGCAUUCAGGGCCCUUUCAUCAUCAUUGCAUCGCUUGCGCAGUUUGAAAAGGAGAUGGAAAAAAAGCAGAUCGCAAUUGCCGGCAUAAGCGAGAUGAGGUGGAGAGGCAGUGGGACGACAACAACAACACACGGCAAUCUAGUAAUGCACAGUGGGAGCAGUGAUGGGGGCAGGAAUGGAGUAGGAAUAUACGUGUCAAAGCAAUACAAACAGACACUUAUCACCUGGAAUCCGGUAUCCGAAAGAAUCAUCACUGCAAGAUUCCGAUGCAACGCUAGGCACAUUACCAUCGUGCAAUGCUACGCCCCGACAGAAGACGCCAGCGAUGACAUCAAAGACGACUUCUACAAUGCCCUCACAUCUUCACUAACCAAGAGCAAACGAGGUGAUAUUAAAAUUCUCAUGGGAGAUUUCAACGCGAAAUUAGGCCCCAAAAACAACGGAUUGGAAGCAAUCAUGGGCCGACACGGUGUGGGAACACGUAGCAACAACGGCGUCAGGCUGGCCGACCUAUGCCAGACAUUCCAACUGGUCAUUGGUGGCACUGUAUUCCCCCACAUGGAAGUGCACAAGUACACGUGGACAUCACCGAGUGGGCAUACACGCAACCAAAUUGACCAUCUGUGCAUAAGUAGGAAGUGGAGACACUCCCUUAGCGAUGUACGGAACAGGAGAAGUGCGUCAAUUGACAGUGACCAUGAACUACUAGUCGGAGAGCUUUUAAUCAAGCUCAGACGAAGUCACACGGCCACCAGAAGAAGCACAAGAAGACCACCCCCCCUGAACUUACACCGACUUGGAGACCCUGUCAUAUCCACCAGAUUGGCAACAAUGCUACGUGAACAGCUAACACCGCAGCAGAAUCACACCUGGGAACACACAUGCAGCACACUGAGGAGCACUGCGGAGGGUUUGCUUGGCACCCGACAACGCAGGAGCACAGACUGGAUCUCGACACGCAAAUGGGAGCUUAUCAGUAGAAGAAAUUCCCUCAAGUCGAAAGCGGAUCACGACUGCAGAGCCCGGGAUGAAUACAAGGAACUCUGCAAGCUAGUGAAGAAAUCAGCCAGAAAUGACAAGAGAGCACUGAUAGAUAGGCUUGCAGAAAAUGCAGAGAGCGCCGCCAACGCGAACAACAUGCGCUCACUAUACCAAACAAUCAGUAAGCUAUCUGGAAGCUACCAAAAACAGAACCAUCCAGUACGAGAUGUCAACGGAACACUCCUUGUCGAUGAUGAUGCCCAGAUCCGCAGAUGGCGACAACACUUCUUAGAAAUCAGCCACACAGAGCAUGCGAGCAGCGCAGAUGACGACUUCAGAAGUAUUGUACCCAACACCAACACCAGAAUUCCUCACACGACACCAUCUGUUAGAGAAAUUCGUGAUGCAAUCAGGAAAUUGAAGAACAACAAAGCAGCCGGAGAGGACGGUCUACCCGCAGAACUGCUCCAAGUUGUCACGCUUCUAAUGGCCGAAACGUUGCACCCACAUUUCGAGAGCAUAUGGGAGAACGAGCGAAUCCCCCCAUCCUGGAAGAAAGGCAUCAUCGUAAAACUACCGAAGAAGGAGACCUCAGUGAUUGCAAUAAUUGCCGAGGAAUCACCCUGCUGA